Molecule: messenger RNA, 1225 nt
Organism: Oncorhynchus tshawytscha (Chinook salmon)
Lineage: Eukaryota; Metazoa; Chordata; Actinopteri; Salmoniformes; Salmonidae
Product: hemagglutinin/amebocyte aggregation factor-like
Exons: 5
Biological process (GO): collagen fibril organization
Cellular component (GO): extracellular matrix
Molecular function (GO): extracellular matrix structural constituent
Source: RefSeq, a predicted model, not a curated record
GACUGCAGGAAUGUCCACCAGAGCUGUUGCUAGAGAAUUUAAUGUUAAUUUCUCUACCAAAAGCUGCCUCCAACUAGAAUUUAUCAAGUAUGUCCAACCGGCCUCACAAUCGCAGACCACGUGUAAGCACGCCCGCCCAGGACCUCCACAUCCGGAUCCUUCACCUGCCAGAUAGUCUGACACCAGUCACCUGGACAGCUGAUGAAACUGAGUAUUUAUGUCUGUAAUAAAGCCCUUUUGUGGUGAAAAACUCAUUCUGAUUGGCUUGGCCUGGCUCCCAAGUGGAUGGGCCUACACUCUCCCAAGCCUACCCAUGGCUGAGCUCCCCGCCCAAUCAUGUGAAGUCCAUAGAUUAGGGCCUAAUGGAUUUCAAUUGACUGAUUUCCUUAACUGUAACUCAGUUGUUGAAAUUGUUGCAUGUUGCAUGUUUGUUCAGUAUAACGUUAAUUGACUGCAAUAUUUUUUAGACUGCAAUACACCUGCUCAAACACUGGAAUUAUCCAUGUACGUGGCCUAAGGUCCAGCAAGGACAAAGAUCACCUCUGUCUAUAAAUGGAGCACCAACCUUGCUGAUUUUAGUUUGGGUCCCUCAAAAGCCAUGAAGAGAGCCAACAUCUUUAUUCUGCUUCUUGCUGGUGUGUUGGUCAACGGAAAAGACCUCCGCUGGCAGAACAGCUAUGACCAGCCUUUGGAUUUUAAUUGCCCAUCAGGACAAUCCAUCUCUCGCAUAGUGAGUGAGCAUCACAACAAACAUGAAGACCGUAUGUGGGACUUUGGGUGCAAAGCCACAUUUGACUCAGCAACUAACUGCUUCAUAUCUUCCUACGUAAAUGACUUCGACAAACCUUUCAACUACCAAUGCCCAAGCCACCAGGUCAUCACAGGGAUGAACAGCUAUCAUGACAACAAGCAUGAGGACAGAAGAUAGAAGUUCACCUGCUGUGGAGCCAGCAACUUCUGUACUGAUUCCUGCCAGUGGACCAACUACGUAAACUGGUUUGAUGAGGCCUUCACUUUUAAUGUCCCACCAAAUUUCUACCUGAUUGCAGUUGAAAGCUACCAUGACAACAAGUAUGAAGAUCGUCGCUGGCGAUACCAAUACUGUACCAGAAGGUCAUGCUGAAUCUAUACAGUAACUGAUUCUUCCUACAAUCAGAUUAUUUUAUCCAUUGUUGUCUCUUGAUAAUCUUGAAAGAAAUUAAUGAUUAAAGAUACAUGCAUCAAA